AUGGCUUCCUCUAGCAAUUCUAAGAGACCCUUUUACUCUUCUUCUUCUUCUAAUUCUAAAUGGAGGUACGAUGUGUUCUUGAGUUUCAGAGGCGAGGAUACCCGCAACAACUUUACUAGUCAUCUCUACAAGGCUUUGGAUCAUGCCAACAUUGAAACCUUCAAAGAUGAUAAAGAACUUCGAAGGGGAGACGAGAUUGCACCCGAGCUCCUAAAAGCUAUUGAAGGAUCAAGGAUUGCCCUUAUUAUCUUCUCGAAAACCUAUGCUCAUUCCAAGUGGUGCUUGGAUGAACUCGUCAAGAUCAUGGAGUGCAAGGAAGAAAAGGGACAAAAGGUUUUUCCUAUUUUCUAUCAUGUAGAGCCGUCUGAAGUCAGGAAACAGACUGGGAUUUAUGGAGAAGCAUUUAACAAUCACGAGAGCAAUGCAGACGAGGAGAAGAAGAAGAAGAUAGAGAAGUGGAGGACUGCCUUAUGGAAAGCCGGUAAUUUGAGUGGAUUUCCUCUGCAGGAUAGCCCUGAGUCAGAGUUUAUUGAAGAAAUCAUUGGUGAGAUUCGAAGAUUAAUUCCUAAGUUGGUACAUGUUGGUGAGAACAUAGUUGGAAUGGAUGAAAAUUCGAAAGAAGUGAAGUUAUUGAUAGACUCCCAAUCAAAUAAAGUGAGUAUGGUUGGGAUUUAUGGGACUGGUGGGAUUGGUAAAACUACCAUCGCCAAGGUUGUUUACAAUGGUCUGUUAGAUCAAUUUAAGCGUCACAGCUUUCUUGAAAAUGUGAGAGAGAAAUCUAAAGAUGAUCCUGGUUUGCUUGAAUUACAAAAAAAACUUCUUUAUGAUAUCCUCAUGGAGAAAGAUUCGAAGAUAAGUAAUAUUGGUGAAGGAAUAAAAGAGAUAAAGAGUAAGUGUUGCUUUGAAAAGGUUCUUAUUAUUCUUGAUGAUGUAGAUUGUCUAAGACAGUUAGAAUUCUUAGCUCCUAAUUCUGAAUGUUUUCAUCGAGGAAGCAUAAUCAUCGUGACCACAAGAAAUAAACGUUGCCUAGAUGUACAUAAGUCAUAUUCAUCAUAUGAGGCUAAGGGAUUAGCACAUGAGCAAGCUAAGGAGCUCUUUUGUUGGAAUGCCUUUAAGCAACACCAUCCAAAAGACAAUUAUGUGGACCUCUCUAAUCGUAUACUGGAUUAUGCUAAAGGCCUUCCAUUGGCUCUUGUAGUUUUGGGUUCUUUUCUUUAUAAAAGGGGUGUGGAUGAAUGGGAAAGCACAUUGCAUAAACUAAAAACAACCCCUUUCAAGGAUAUUCAAAAUGUGCUCCAGAUAAGUUAUGAUGGACUAGAUGAUAUAUGCAAGAAGUUGUUCCUUGAUAUUGCGUGCUUCUUCAAAGAUCACAAUAAAGAAUUUGUUACAAGUAUACUAGAAGGUUGUGAUCUCCAUCCCAAGAUUGGACUAAAAGUUCUUGAUGAGAGGUGUCUCAUUUCUAUAUUGGGUGGCACUAUAAGGAUGCAUGACUUGUUACAAGAAAUGGGUUGGGCAACAGAUUGUGGGAAUAUGAGGAUAUUAAAAGUGUCUUUACAAGGGACAAAAAACAUUGAGGGGAUAUUCAUAAAUUGUACUAAAGCAAAACCUAUACAAUUUACUGCUGAAGCUUUCAAAAAGAUGAAUCGACUUAGAUUACUCAAAGUUGAAGAGGAUAUGGUGCAGCUUUCCCAAGACUUUGAAUUGUCUUGUCAUGAUUUAGUAUAUUUUCAUUGGGUUGCAUACCCUUUAGAAUCUUUGCCAUCAAAUUUUCAUGCUGACAGUCUCGUUGAACUCAACCUCCAGUACAGCAACAUAAAACAUCUUUGGGAAGGAAACAUGCCUGCUAAAAAGUUAAAAGUCAUUAAUCUUCGGCAUUCCAAGCAUCUGGUUGAUAUUUCAAGCAUCUCAAGUGCGCCAAAUUUGGAGAUUUUAAUUCUAGAAGGGUGCAUAAGACUUGAGAGUCUUCCAAGGAACCUUCAUACAUUGGAAUGCCUUCAAACACUCUCUUGUUAUGGUUGUUCGAAGAUGAAGAGUUUUCCGGAAAUCAAGGGUAAUAUGGGAAGUCUAAGAGAACUUGAUUUAAGUGAAACAGAUAUAAUAGAAGUACCAUCAUCAAUCAGGCAUCUACAUGGGCUUAAAACCUUGAAGUUAAGUGAUUGCUUAAACCUUGUGAGUCUUCAGGUCGGUAUUUGUAGUUUGAGCUCUCUUCAAACUCUUUUGAUGGAUGGGAGUUUAGAACUAAAGGCCUUUCUAGAUAUCAAUAUUGGAAGUCUAAAAGCCCUUGAAUGGUUAGAUUUGUCAUAUUGCGAAAACCUUGAGAGUCUUCCGGAUAGUAUUUGUAGUUUGACCUCUCUUCAAACUCUUUUGCUGAAUGGGUGUUCAAAACUGAAAGCCUUUCCAUACAUCAAUAUUGGAAGCCUCAAAGCUCUUGAAUUGUUAGCUUUGUCAUAUUGCGAAAACCUUGAGAGUCUUCCGGACAGUAUUUGUAAUUUGACAUCUCUUCAAACUCUCAUGUUAAAAGAGUGUUCAAAAUUGAAGGGCUUUCCAGAUAUCAAUAUUGGAAGUCUAAAAGCUCUUAAAUUGUUAGAUUUGUCAUAUUGCGAAAAUGACAGUAUUUGUAGUUUGACCUCUCUUCAAACUCUUUUGCUGAAUGGGUGUUCAAAAUUGAAGGCUUUUCCGGAUAUUAAUAUUGCAAAUCUAAAAGCUCUUGAAUUGUUAGAUUUUUCAUAUUGUGAAAACUUUGGGAGUCUUCCAGAUAGGAUUUGUAGCUUAACCUCUCUUCAAACUCUUUUGUUGAAAAAGUGUUCAAAAUUGAAGGCCUUUCCAGAUAUCAAUAUUGGAAGUCUAAAAGCUCUUAAAUUGUUAGAUUUGUCAUAUUGCGAAAACCUUAAGAGUCUUCCAGACAGUAUUUGUAGUUUGACCUCUCUUCAAACUCUUUUUUUGAAUGGGUGUUCAAAAUUGAAGGCCUUUCCAGAUAUCAAUAUUGGAAGUCUAAAAGCUCUUGAAUUGUUAGAUUUGUCAUAUUGCAAAAACCUUGAGAGUCUUCCGCAUAGUAUUUGUAGUUUGACCUCUCUCCAAACACUUUUGUUGAAUGGGUGUUCAAAACUGAAGGCCUUUCCAGAUAUCAAUAUUGGAAGUCUAAAAGCUCUUAAAUUGUUAGAUUUGUCUUAUUGCAUAUACCUUGAGAGUCUUCCGCACAGUAUUUGUAGUUUGACCUCUCUUCAAACUCUUUUGUUGAAUGGGUGUUCAAAAUUGAAGGCCUUUCCAUGUAUCAAUAUUGGAAGUCUAAAAGCUCUUAAAUUGUUAAAUUUGUCAUAUUGCGAAAACCUUGAGAGUCUUCCGGAUAGUAUUUGUAAUUUGACCUCUCUUCAAACUCUUUUGCUGAAUGGGUGUUCAAAACUGAAGGCCUUUCCAGAUAUCAAUAUUGGAUGUCUAAAAGCCCUUGAAUUGUUAGACUUCUCAUAUUGCAAAAACCUUGAGAGUCUUCCGCACAGUAUUUGUAGUUUGACCUCUCUUCAAACUCUUUUGCUGAAUGGGUGUUCAAAACUAAAGGCUUUUCCAGAUAUCAAUGUUGGUAGUCUUAAAGCUCUUGAAUUGUUAGAUUUGUCAUAUUGUGAAAACCUUGAGAGUCUUCCUCACAGUAUUUGUAGUUUGACCUCUCUUCAAACUCUUUUGUUGAAUGGGUGUUCAAAACUAAAGGCCUUUCCAGAUAUCAAUAUUGGAAGUCUAAAAGUUCUAGAAUUGUUAGAUUUGUCAUAUUGCGAAAGCCUUGAGAGUUUUCCGGACAGUAUUUGUAGUUUGACCUCUCUUCAAACUCUUUGGCUGAAUGGGUGUUCAAAACUGAAGGUCUUUCCAGAUGUCAAUAUUGGAAGUCUAAAAGCUCUUGAAUUGUUAGAUUUGUCAUGUUGUAAAAAGCUUGAGAGUCUUCCGAUGAGCAUUUGCAAUUUGAGCUCUCUCAAAACUCUGCGGAUUAAAGAUUGUCCAAAACUCAAGGGAAUAUUAAAGAUGAACCUAGGGGUUGAUUUAUGCUCCUCGAGAUCUUUGAAUCUGACUUGUCACAUUUCAAAUUCAGGAGUAAUCUGGGAUAAUGACUGCUUUUCCUCAUUAAAAGCAUUAAAUCCAUGGUGCCCCCUGUCAUCACUGGUAGAAUUAUCUGUAAGAAACUCUAAUCUCAUGGAACGAGACAUCCUCAGUGCUAGUUUUCGCUUAUCCUCAAUGCAAAUAUUAUCUCUAAGGAACUUCCCUUUGAUGGUAGGAGGAAUCCUUGAUGACAUUUUCCAUCUAUCUUCAUUGGUAGAAUUAUCUCUUAGUGAAUGCAAUCUGAUGGAAGUAGGAACCCUCCAUUAUGUUUGGAACCUAUCUUCACUGCUAAGAUUAUAUCUAAGAAACUGUAAUCUAAUGGAAGGAGAGAUCCCCAAUCAUAUUUGGCACCUAUCAUCAUUGGAAGAAUUAUAUCUGGAUGGGAACCAUUUCAGUAGUCUACCUGCUGGCAUCAAUCGACUUACCAAUCUAAGAGUCCUUGACUUGAGUCACUGCAAGAACCUUCAACAAAUUCCAGAGCUUCCAUCAAGUCUACGUUUCUUAGAUGCGCAUUGUUCGGGUGGUAUUUCAUCAAGGCCCUCGCCUCUGCCUAUUCAUUCUAUGGUCAAUUGCUUCAAACCAGAAAUUCCGGUACCCAGGAUUCAUGCUGGUUGUACAUUCUUUGUAGGCAAUGGAAUUAGCAUUGUUGUUCCUAGAAGUAGUGGAAUUCUAGAGUGGAUAAGGUAUCAGAGUAUGGGAGGUUAUAAAGUAACAAUAGAGCUCCCCCCGAAUUGGUAUGAAAAUAAGGAAUUGUUGGGAUUUGCUUUAUGCUGUGUUUAUGAAUCCAACAAUGGAUUUGUCUUUGAGUCUCGGUAUGAAUCAACUGAUACAUCUGAUAAUGAGCCUGACAAUGGAUCUGCAUAUGAAUCUCAGCAUGAAUCAGCUGAUACAUCUAAUAAUGAACCUGACAAUGGAUCUGCCUAUAAAUCAGCUGAUACAUCUGAUAAUGAACCUGACAAUGGAUCUGCCUAUGAAUCUACCUAUGAAUCUCAGAAUGAAUCAGCUGAUACUUCUAAUAAUGAACCCACCAAUGGAUCUGCCUAUGAAUCUGAAAAUGAAACAGCUCAUACAUCUGAUAAUGAAGAACCAGUGGAGUUCUAUUGUAAUUUGAGUAUCCGAGGAAAUAAUCAAUCAACAGUCGUGGAUUCUUUCAAAUUGGGUUCUUACUGUGCUAAUGAUGUUGCAUCAGAUAUAGUGUGGGUGAUAUUUUAUCCCAAGGUAGCUUUUAAGGAAGCUAUUAAGGAAUGGUAUCGCUCUAAUCAAUGGACACACUUUAUGGCUUCAUUUGGCGGUUUCGGAAGAGUGGAACAGUGCAUGAUCCGUCUUAUAUAUGCAGAAGAUUAGGAACAAAAGCAUCCAAAAAUGGCGCAAGACAGUUCUUCUCAUGGGAGUUUUGGUGAGCAUGGAUCAGCAACAGAAGAUACUAAUAGUAAAGCUCAUAAUAAAAGGAAUCCCACAGAACAGAGCCGAUGAGAGGAGUCACACCAUAAAAGAUUCAGAGGAACCCAAGACUGAUCUCAAGUUUUAUGCUCAACCACACUGGCAUCACCAAUGUUCUCUUUACUGGAUAAUCACGUGGAGGCACCUAAAGAGCUUCCUAAGAAGACUAAGUUGUUCUUUGGUCAUUCUAUCGUUUUGAGGGAGAAAGUAGAUUCACUCAAAUACAAGGUUCAGAAAGCUAAAGCUAUAUCAAAAGCUGCUAAAAAGGAGUAGUAAAGUGAAAAUAAAAAGCUGAAUGAGUUGCGAGCUCAUUUUAAGGCCAGAAAUGAUAUUCACCAAGAAGCAUACACACAUUUGCAGAGUUUGAGGAAGAACUUGUCUGAGAAGAUAAACAAUAUAGAGAACAGGUCAGUACUUCAUGAUGCCCUCUGUGCUCCAAAGGACGCUAUUAUAUAGAGUGAUGGAAAGAGUAUGGUCCCAGAUGCCUACAAGGUUCUAGACAAGAUCAGAGUAUUUUUUUUAGAUUGCCUAUAGUGGUUCCUUAGUAAUUAAAGUUGUUUAUAAAUCUAAUUCAGAUAUGUUAUCCAUAAAUAUCAAGUAGUGAUUAAUUGUUAACCUACGAAAAAAGUAAUAAUUAAAUUUUGGUAGGUUGGAGUCGCUAGAAAAGCAUUGAUGGAUGUAAUUUUUGUUGGCAUUGGUGACAGGUUCUUAGCUACACCCUCCUUUUUGUGCACACUGCUCUACAAACAGGAUUAGAUUCAUCUUCCAAAGUUGAAAUUGCUCGUCAUCUUGGAGGAAUAUGGAAUUGGGUAUGAAGUGGUAAGUAACCACGACACUCCAGUUUCUUGCAGACCCCUGAACAAUUGCAGAAUGAGAAUGUUCCCCAGCAUCUUAUUCCUCACAAGACCUUCUCUGGCAACCGGCCAUCUCUGAGCCUUCUGCUUCCGUCACUGGAUGCUUAAUAUUUAACAAGUUCAAGAUUUUGUACUCCUUUUUUGUCCUUUAUCGAACCAUCUUGUUCAAGCAGAUAAAUUGUUAUAAGUGUUCAUGGAUUUUGGAUUAUUCCAUGAUGAUCAGAAACUACUAGAAUCUGUCAAGGAUGUGUGAAGAGCAAUCUUUGAAUCAAACAGUGGAGGAAAUUGGCCUUUUGACUUGGGAUCAGACUAGAAACAGGUCACUUACAUAUUAAACAAACUUCAGAGUUUGUUCUGAAUCAACUUCAUGAAACCAUUUCUCAGCUUCCUAGGAGCCAUGGAACAGCAAUAUUGAUGAGUUCCAGAAAGAAAACGUCUGAUGCAACACAAGGAGCAGACUGAGGAUUUUGGAUGGACACUCUUUCGUCCCUGGCAAGUUGCCGCCUUUGCUACCCAAUUCCAAUUCUCCAAAUGAAAGAACUGACAGAUCACUUUUUGCCUCAACCAAGGACACCUCUGUGCCAGCAGUCUUGACUGUGGAACAAGUAAAACAAAUGGUACCUGCUGAAGCUGAGGGGGCAGAUGAUGAAUUGGUGCUGAAGGUGGUCAACCAAAAGAAUCAGACCGCAAAAACUUAAAACCCCAUGAAGCCCGCUACUGGAGCGGUCUCAGCACCUGUUUCUGGGAGGGGUGAGAUUGAAGGGAGUGAAGAAAAGGAGCAUAAGCAAACAGAGAAGGAAGAGGAGUUGGCAAGGAAGGUAGGGGAAUUGAGAAGUGAAGAGGAAGCAGCCAUGUUGAAGGAGCAAAGUCUGUUGGAGGAGAAAGCCAACGUUAAGGAGGCACUGGAAAGGAAACAAGGAACUGCAGAAAAGGCCAAUUCCUUUGUGAGUGCUGCCACCUUUUCAUGAUACGGCCAUAAUAAUGGAUGUUUAAACAGUCUUUAACUCUACAUACUUUCUUGCAUUAUACUAGUCAUUGAAGAUUCAAGAUCAUCAUUUCAGACAUAUGGUCGUUCACUAAAAUCAAUAAUUUGUUAUUUUUUUAGUUUUA
This is a messenger RNA of Vitis vinifera (wine grape), 7484 nucleotides long. Its product is annotated as disease resistance protein RPV1. Lineage: Eukaryota; Viridiplantae; Streptophyta; Magnoliopsida; Vitales; Vitaceae. Gene Ontology annotation, molecular function: ADP binding; protein binding. The record is from RefSeq and is a predicted model, not a curated record. Gene Ontology annotation, biological process: defense response; signal transduction.